AUGGUUCAUCAAAAGAUCCUGACUUAUACAAUUUUGAUAGUCUGUUUCAAAAGCACCUAUGUGUACUCGGGCUUGAGUGAAAAGGAAUAUCUUGAAAUUUGGAAUUUGGAAGUUACAAGAAACGCAUUCGAUAAGUGCAUGGAGAAAUUUGAUGUUAGUUCUUCAGAAGGAGAAAAGAUGUACACUGAUCCUGAUUAUGAAUUCGAUCCAUUGUUCCUCGAUUGUUUUUUUACUGAAUGUGGCAUUAUGGAUAAAGGGAUAUUUAACGUUGAAAAGUCCAUGUCAUUAUCUAAGUUAUACGUACAGCGCGAAGACGAGUUAGCAAGGUUGUACAACAUUAGACAGGAGUGUUCAAAAGUAAACGAAGCUAAAGUCAGUGAUGGCGAGGCUGGCUACGGAGAAAGAGCAAGAUUGUUAUAUGAUUGUUUAAAGGAAAAAGAGGAUGAUUUUGUACUUGUUGAAGAACAAUACCGAAAAUCUUGA
Molecule: messenger RNA, 483 nt
Organism: Arctia plantaginis
Lineage: Eukaryota; Metazoa; Arthropoda; Insecta; Lepidoptera; Erebidae
Source: the annotation of a GenBank genome assembly